AUGGAUUUGGUGUCCUCCAUCCUGUCCACCCUCUCUCUCCCCCGUAUCUCCAUCCUGGCUCCUGAUCCUCAUGACUCUCCAUCGUCCCCCUCUCCUCCUCCCUCUCAGCGUUCUGACGCUCUGUGUGGCAGCUACCCAUCAUCUGGUUGUGCCCCGCAGGCUAACAGCCUUUGGCCCAGCCAGCCGUCUGGAACUGGGUUCCCUGCAUGGCCAGGACAGCCCACCCAGCCUGCACCAUGCUGGUCCGGCCAGCCAAACACGCCCUGCUGGCCUGGGACACAACCAGCACCGGUGUCUGUCCCUGCCCCAGUUUCAGUUCCAGACCCGGCUCAAGUCAUACCAUCAUACCCUGCCCCAACCUCAACCAUAGUCCCAGCUCAAGCUCCAACUCCAGUCCCAGCUCUGGCUCCAGCUCCAGGGCAAAGCUGCCAGCCUUGCUGGCCAGGCCCCCAGUGCCAGCCUCCACCACCUGGUCCUGCUCACAGCAUGCAUCCAAAUGUACCAGGUUGGCCUGCCCACCCUGGUUGGCCUUACAACCCUGGACAGUCAGGAUGGCCUGGACAGCAUCCAUCCAUGAUGCCUCCACACUGGCUUCCACCCACAUCUGGACCACUAAGUGUGCCAUACAACUUGAACCUGGCCCGCGGAGCGUAUGACAAGAUGAUGAUGACCAUCUUGGGCCAUGUCAAACCAAAUGCUAAAAUGUUCACAGUGAACUUUCUGAGAGGCAACGACAUUGCCUUUCACAUCAACCCUCGCUUCAGUGAGGGCGGCAAGCAAGUGGUGGUCCGGAACCACAAACUGGGUGAGCGCUGGGGCACAGAAGAGAGGGAUAUAAAAGGACCCUUCCCCUUCGCUCUUGGAAGCCCUUUUGAGAUGAAGAUCCUGUGCACUCAAGAGACGUUCAGGGUGGCAGUGAACAACAUCCCACUAUUUGAGUUCCGGCACCGCAUCAGAGAGCUCAACCAGAUCGACCGAAUCAACAUCCUGCAUGAUGUCGUCCUCACCUACGUCAAUGUGGAGACACUUCCAUAG
Thunnus maccoyii (southern bluefin tuna) is the source of this 1035-nucleotide messenger RNA. RefSeq names its product galectin-3. The transcript is spliced from 6 exons. Gene Ontology annotation, molecular function: laminin binding; carbohydrate binding; IgE binding. The record is from RefSeq and is a predicted model, not a curated record. Gene Ontology annotation, cellular component: nucleus; immunological synapse. Gene Ontology annotation, biological process: macrophage chemotaxis; negative regulation of extrinsic apoptotic signaling pathway; monocyte chemotaxis. Bases 1 to 1035 code for a protein of 344 amino acids. NCBI's taxonomy places the organism in Eukaryota, Metazoa, Chordata, Actinopteri, Scombriformes, Scombridae.